CGUGAUGAAAGAAAGAAUUCAAGCCAUCAAAUUUAUUUAAACAAAAAUAUAAUACUACUACUACUACUAAUAAUAAUAAUAAUAAGAAUGGAGUCUCAAACAAAUGAGCUUGAUAACUACUACCCUCUGUUACAACCAAUUCAAGAAAGUACAACGCCGCCAGCCGCCUCCAGGCAUGAUGGUGGUGGCAGCAUGGAGCUGGAGAGGGUGCUUUCCGACACUAGCAGUGAUACACCGUUGAUGAGGCGGUUUUCAUUGGCCUCCAGGAUUGAGCUUAAUCUACUGUAUAAGUUGGCGGCACCGGCGGUGAUGGUUUACUUGAUCAACAACGCCAUGUCUAUCUCUACACGAAUCUUCUGCGGUCAACUUGGAAACAUGGAACUCGCAGCUGCCUCUCUUGGUAACCAAGGGAUUCAACUCUUUGCAUAUGGCCUCAUGCUCGGAAUGGGUAGUGCAGUGGAGACACUAUGUGGUCAAGCAUUUGGUGCACACAAAUAUGAUAUGCUUGGAGUCUAUCUCCAAAGAUCCACAAUAGUCCUCACAGCCACAGCCAUCCCAAUCACUAUGAUUUACGUUUUCGCAAACCCCAUUCUAAUAUCACUAGGUCAAUCUCCCUCAAUGGCGUCUGCUGCAGCCCUAUUUGUGUACGGCCUCAUUCCUCAACUAUUCGCGUAUGCCAUCAAUUUUCCUAUCCAAAAGUUUCUUCAAGCUCAAAGUAUCGUGGCGCCGAGUGCUUUUAUUUCGGCUGGAACCCUGGUUGUGCAUCUGAUCCUUUCUUGGAUCAUGGUAUACAAGUUAAGGCUGGGCUUGCUUGGCGCCUCACUGACGCUAAGUUUGUCAUGGUGGGUCAUAGUUGUGGGCCAGUUUGUUUACAUCUUGAUGAGCAACAGAUGUAAGGCCACAUGGAAUGGGUUUAGCAUCAAGGCGUUUGGUGGUCUGUGGGAGUUUGUAAAAUUGUCAAGUGGGUCUGCAGUGAUGCUGUGUUUGGAGACGUGGUAUUUUCAAGUAUUGGUGUUGAUUGCAGGGUUGCUCGAGAACCCUGAGCUAGCAUUGGAUGCACUUUCGGUUUGCAUGGGUGUCAAUGCGCUGUCGUUCAUGAUAUCAGUCGGGUUCAACGCAGCUGCCAGUGUUAGGGUCGGAAAUGAGCUUGGAGCAGGAAACGCUAGAGCUGCAGCAUUUUCUGUAUGGAUGGUGACUAGCGUCUCAUUUCUCAUUGCCAUAGUCACAGCAAUGCUUGUGUUGUCAGUGAGAGACGUCAUUAGCUAUGCAUUCACAACUGGUGAAACUGUUGCUAAUGCAGUCUCUGAUCUUUGCCCGUUAUUGGCCAUCACCAUAAUCCUCAAUGGCAUACAACCCGUUUUGUCAGGUGUGGCUGUUGGUUGCGGAUGGCAAACUUACGUUGCAUAUGUGAACGUGGGAUGCUAUUAUGUUGUUGGCAUUCCUCUUGGACUCCUUCUUGGCUUCCAUUUUAACUUCGGAGUCAAGGGAAUAUGGUCGGGAAUGAUUGGAGGAACCGGGAUGCAAACUCUCAUCUUACUAUGGUCGACUUUUCGCACAGAUUGGAAGAGAGAGGUGGAAAAAUCAGCCCAACGUUUGGAUAAAUGGGAAGCAAACAAAGAAACUAUUUUGAAGGAAUAAAACUCUAGUUUAAAUGGCUCAAUUAGUUAAGGAAUCCUUUGGAUUUAGAUCCAAAUAAAGGUCGAAUCAUCAUAUGGAUAUGUUGUUAUUUCUUAAUUGUGAUCAUAUUUCCAACAAAUAGCUAUGUAACAAUCAUGAAAAUAUAUUAUAUUUAUAUAUAGUGCUCUAAAAUUUGAUUAUAAAAAUAAAUAUGGAGUUGUUCUCA
Molecule: messenger RNA, 1843 nt
Organism: Erigeron canadensis
Lineage: Eukaryota; Viridiplantae; Streptophyta; Magnoliopsida; Asterales; Asteraceae
Product: protein DETOXIFICATION 40-like
Exons: 7
Coding region: 88-1638 (516 amino acids)
Biological process (GO): xenobiotic detoxification by transmembrane export across the plasma membrane
Cellular component (GO): membrane
Molecular function (GO): xenobiotic transmembrane transporter activity; antiporter activity
Source: RefSeq, a predicted model, not a curated record